Eubalaena glacialis (North Atlantic right whale) is the source of this 1405-nucleotide messenger RNA. It is a transcript of the gene CDKN1B, whose product is annotated as cyclin dependent kinase inhibitor 1B. The transcript has 3 exons. The record is from RefSeq and is a predicted model, not a curated record. Gene Ontology annotation, molecular function: cyclin-dependent protein serine/threonine kinase inhibitor activity; protein-folding chaperone binding. Gene Ontology annotation, biological process: regulation of cell cycle; negative regulation of cell population proliferation; G1/S transition of mitotic cell cycle. Lineage: Eukaryota; Metazoa; Chordata; Mammalia; Artiodactyla; Balaenidae. The coding region runs from base 519 to 1115 and encodes 198 amino acids. Gene Ontology annotation, cellular component: cytoplasm; nucleus.
AUAGACUUGCGGUGUCAAUCAUCUUCUUCUUCGUCAGCCUCCCUUCCACCGCCAUAUUGGGCAACUAAAAAAAGGGGGCUCGUCUUUUCGGGGUGUUUUUCUCCCCCUCCCCUGUCCCCACUCUCUCGCCGCUCCGCGACUCCGACGCCGGCAAGGUUUGGAGAUCCGCUCGGUCGGCGGGACCCGCGGGCUCGCAGCUGCCCGGACUCGGACUGGCUCUGCCCCCUCCUCUCUCCGCUGCGCUCCUCUCCCCUCCCCUCCCCUCCCCGCCUCCCGCUCGCCCGUCCACUUGAUCGGCGGGGACUCGGGGCUGCCUGGCCGGGGCUGCCCCUCGCCCCCUCCCCCAGCCCCGCGCGCUCCUGACGCUCGGGCACUUACUCGUCCGUGUUUGUUUCUCUUGGCUCGGAGGGCAGUCGCAGGGCUUAUAAGAGGGGCUCGGGCUGGGUCGGGGCGUUUUGUUUUGUUCGUUUUGUUUUGCGAGAGCGCAAGAGAGGCGGUCGCCGAGCCCGGGGAGGAAGAUGUCAAACGUGCGAGUGUCUAACGGGAGCCCGAGCCUGGAGCGGAUGGACGCCAGACAGGCGGAGUACCCCAAGCCCUCGGCCUGCAGAAACCUCUUCGGCCCGGUCAAUCACGAAGAGUUAACCCGGGACUUGGAGAAGCACUGCAGAGACAUGGAAGAGGCCAGCCAGCGCAAGUGGAAUUUUGAUUUUCAGAAUCACAAGCCCCUGGAGGGCAAAUACGAGUGGCAAGAGGUGGAAAAGGGCAACUUGCCCGAGUUCUACUACAGACCCCCGCGGCCACCCAAAGGCGCCUGCAAGGUGCCGGCGCAGGAGGGCCAGGAUGUCAGUGGGACCCGCCAGGCGGUGCCUUUAAUUGGGUCUCAGGCAAACUCAGAGGACACGCAUUUGGUAGACCAGAAGACUGAUGCACCGGACAGCCAGACGGGGUUAGCGGAGCAGUGCACUGGGAUUAGGAAGCGACCUGCCACAGACGAUUCCUCUCCUCAAAACAAAAGAGCAAACAGAACAGAAGAAAAUGUUUCAGACGGUUCCCCGAACGCGGGUUCAGUGGAGCAGACGCCCAAGAAGCCCGGCCUCAGAAGGCGUCAAACGUAAAGUACUCGAAUUGAGAGUAUGUUUCCUUGUUUAUCGGAUACAUCACUGCUUGAUGAAGCAAGGAAGAUAUAAAUUAAAAAUUUUGAAUACAUAUCGCUGACUCCACGGAGUGGACAUCCUUUAUAAGCACUGAACAGCAACAACCCAAUAACACUAAAGUUUUAGGCACUCUUAAAUCAUCUGCCUCUAAAAGCAUUGGAUGUAGCAUUGUGCAAUUAGGUUUUUCCUUAUUUGCUUCAUUGUACUACCUGUGUAUAUAGUUUUUACCUUUUAUGUAGCACAUAAACUUU